Molecule: messenger RNA, 1043 nt
Organism: Diuraphis noxia (Russian wheat aphid)
Lineage: Eukaryota; Metazoa; Arthropoda; Insecta; Hemiptera; Aphididae
Product: putative H/ACA ribonucleoprotein complex subunit 1-like protein
Biological process (GO): snoRNA guided rRNA pseudouridine synthesis; ribosome biogenesis
Cellular component (GO): box H/ACA snoRNP complex
Molecular function (GO): box H/ACA snoRNA binding
Source: RefSeq, a predicted model, not a curated record
ACAGGACCGUAAGAAWAGUUACAUCAAAUCUACCGAAAGACCUAAAGAUCGAUAUUUGUUUUGAUAAAUAUUUUUAGUACAUCAUUCGGUCGCGAUUCCGGUCACUYAACACUCAACAGAUGCGUUCAUUUUGAAUUUUGAUUCAUGCAGUCGCGAUCAUCUUAACUCCACCGCAUGUUUUGAUUCUGAAUUCCCAUGUCUUACAACAACAAUAGAAACAGCUUUGGCCGCGGAGGUGGAGGCGGCGGUUUUCGAGGAGGUCGAGGUGAUGGAGGUGGCCGAGGUGGAGGUGGUAAUUUCCGUGGUGGUGGAGGUGGCCGUGGUGGUGGAAGAGGUGGUUUCAAUAGAUUUGCAGAACAAGGUCCUCCAGAAGAAGUAGUUCCUCUGGGUUAUUUUACUCAUGCUUGUCAAGAUGAUAUUAUUUGCAAAGCUGAAAUGGAAGAUGUUCCAUACUUUAAUGCACCUAUAUAUUUUGCUAAUAAACAGCAAAUUGGAAAAAUUGAUGAAAUAUUUGGAACAUACAGCGAUUAUUUUGUGUCUAUAAAGUUAAAUUCUGAAAUUAAAGCAAAAUCUUUCAAAGGAGCCGACAAGUUGUACAUAGAUCCAGCAAAACUGUUACCAUUAAAGAAAUUUUUACCUCAACCUGGUGGCCAGAAAGGUAGAGGAGGCGGUGGUGGAAGGGGACGCGGUAGAGGUGGUGGUGGUCGCGGGGGCGGUGGUUUUGGACGUGGUGGCGGUGGAGGUCGUGGAGGUGGUAGUUUUGGUCGUGGAGGCGGUGGUUUUGGCCGUGGAGGCGGUGGAGGGCGAGGAUUUGGCGGCGGACGAGGAUUUGGUGGCGGCGGAGGAAGAGGAGGAGGACGAGGUUUCAAAAGAUGAAAAUAAUAAUUUUAAAAUAAAUAAAUAUUAAUUAUGUUAAUACUCAUAAUUGUUCGUUGACUUAAUGUAUUUGAACUUAAAGCCAAUUUUAUUGUACAGGUUUUUUUUUCAUGUACUUAUACUUAAGCUUUUAUUAAAAAAAAUAUAGAUAAAACAAAUGUCUAUUA